This is a messenger RNA of Oncorhynchus kisutch (coho salmon), 3878 nucleotides long. Its product is annotated as transmembrane protein 266-like. The record is from RefSeq and is a predicted model, not a curated record. Lineage: Eukaryota; Metazoa; Chordata; Actinopteri; Salmoniformes; Salmonidae. The transcript has 7 exons. Gene Ontology annotation, molecular function: voltage-gated channel activity. Bases 876 to 1727 code for a protein of 283 amino acids. Gene Ontology annotation, cellular component: dendrite; plasma membrane.
GCCUAUGGACAUGGAGAAAGGCAGCUCGGGCAUAAAGCUAUAGGCCUACAAAUCAAGUGAGGUGACUGUACCUCAGUUUUCAUUCGAUUAUCAGGAUUUGGAACUAGAAUCCACAGAGAGUAAACAUGUGAGUCGUGACCGAAGCAAGCAAUGACAAUGUUAUAGCUUCGAUACUGACACUAUUCGGCAUGAAAAUAAACGGCAAUGUUUUUGACGUUGUUUCGCGGGGAUUAUGCUACUAUUCUCGGUUUUGAAAGGGAGAGAGCAGCGCGGCACUAGAGAAGCCGCAGGUUAAUCACGUUUUCAGCACCGAGACAGCUCCUUGUGGAAGAGGUCUAUAUUCGGCAGCAAGGAGUCCCUUCUGCGAUCGCGGGGGAAGCCCUCAACCCUCACUAGCAAUUUUGGAGCGGUGUAGCCAACAACACACACAACGUUCUGACCUUUCUUCCUCCACUCUCCAAUGAUGCUGGUUAUUUGGUGGUCAGUCAGGCAGGGACACUUAAUAUAAUCUUGCUGAACGACGAUGGUGCUUGCAUUUCGGCUCCAGUCUUUUCGUUUUGCACAGGAUUCUAAGCAGCAGCAGCAACGGUGCUUGUCCAAUGUAAAAGUGCUAAGGAAGGCAGCAGCCUACACAUCGCCACGAGCUUGGAGCACGAGCCUCACUCGUGCUGAUCAUCACAGAGGGAGACAUUAUCACGAGCACGCGGCCAACUGGAGGCUCGAUUAGACUGUCAACAAUGUAAAUCAAGACAGGUUCAACAUGAGUCCAGCAGAGUCUAUCUGGUGUGGUGAACUCAGAAGAGAGGCAUAGAGAACUGAGUGAAGAUCAUAGCCUCCUCCUCUUCCUCUCUCCAUCGCCAUCACCAUCCACCAACAUGGCUAACCCUCAUGACGUGGUGGAGCAGCAGGCUGGAGGCCUAUCAGACCUGGAGAUCAUCUCCCAGCCAGACCCAGUGGAGGAGCAUGGUGUGCAGGAGAUGAACCCUUCCUGCAUGGCUCCUGUCCAGCUGGUCAGCUUUGGCUACAGGGACCUUCCUCUGGCCCACCUGGACCUCUCCCUGGCCGGAUCACAGCUCCUCUCUAACCUGGAUGAGGACGACAACAGGGAAGGGUCUAACUGGUUGAAGCCGUGCUGUGGGCGGAGGGUAGCCCUGUGGCAGGUGUGUCUGCUCAGUGCAGGCUUCAACUGUUUCCUGGUGGCCCUGGUCAUCCUGGUGGUGGUCUUCUUGACCCUGGAACUCCUCAUAGACACCAAGCAUCUACAAUUUGCCAAUGCUAUUCAAUUUGCCAGCGUCAUCCAUUGGAUCAGCCUUGCCAUCCUUUCACUCUUCUUCACUGAGACUGUCUUCAGGAUUGUAGUCCUUGGGAUUUGGGACUACAUUGAGAACAAAGUAGAGGUGUUUGACGGGGCAGUCAUCGUAUUGUCCCUGGCCCCUAUGGUAGCCUCCACGGUAGCCAAUGGCCCCAGCAGUCCCUGGGACGCCAUCAGCCUCAUCAUCACCCUGCGCAUCUGGAGGGUCAAGAGAAUCAUCGACGGUGAGACUGAGGGUGGAGCAGACCAGAAGCUCCCCUGUGCUCCUUCUUCCCCUAUCAUCUGUCUGUCUGUAUGUCUGUCUGUCUGUCUGUCCGUCCGUCCGUCACUCAGUCCGUCACUCAGUCCGUCCGUCCGUCACUCAGUCAGUCAAAGCCCUGCUGGUGGAUGUCUUACUAGAGUCAUCCUGACCUAGGUGAAGUCAUCGUCCCUCUCAGUCAACAGCUUUCCUUAAUGUUCUUGGUAUUACUCUUAGAUGGAGGGUUAGUUAGUUUGGUAGGAUUGGUUCUAGUGAGAUAUUAUUGAAGAAUUCAACAACCUUACAUUGUACCAACAGAUGACUUUGAACUUGAACUAUCAAUCCUUAAUUAUUACACCUGACUGAUCUACUACGAGAGGGACUACGACUGGGAUACGUGGUUGUCUCACCUAGCUAUCUUCAGAUGAAUGCACUUUGUAAGUCUGCUAAAUGACAGAAAUGUAAAAAAUGUAUUAGAUUUUUGAUUCACAAUUUUAGCGCUAAAUUCGAAAAUAUCAUUCUUCACCUAAGGAUGAUAAAGUGUAUUGCUUAUUCAAUACAUGAUUGGCAGCACGACCCCAUUCUCCCCAUGAUUAUACACAUUAUUUACUAUUCACAACAAUAGAAUUAUUGAUCGUCCCUCGGAGUAAAUUGCCACCCGUUCUCCUACAUAAACUGGUAUUGAUCCUAAGCCCUGUUUAAACAGAUUUAGAAAAGCCAUGAUAAUGACUAUACUGGCUGUUCUAUGUUAUGCUAAUGUAAUGCAGAUUGAUUUCUAACAGGAGGUCACCCUCAGUCUCAGUGAGAGCUGUGCAUGAUCAACCUACAGACCUCAGUCUCAGUGAGAGCUGUGCGUGAUCAACCUACAGACCUCAGUCUCAGUGAGAGCUGUGCAUGAUCAACCUACAGACCUCAGUCUCAGUGAGAGCUGUGCAUGAUCAACCUACAGACCUCAGUCUCAGUGAGAGCUGUGCAUGAUCAACCUACAGACCUCAGUCUCAGUGAGAGCUGUGCAUGAUCAACCUACAGACCUCAGUCUCAGUGAGAGCUGUGCAUGAUCAACCUACAGACCUCAGUCUCAGUGAGAGCUGUGCAUGAUCAACCUACAGACCUCAGUCUCAGUGAGAGCUGUGCGUGAUCAACCUACAGACCUCAGUCUCAGUGAGAGCUGUGCGUGAUCAACCUACAGACCUCAGUCUCAGUGAGAGCUGUGCGUGAUCAACCUACAGACCUCAGUCUCAGUGAGAGCUGUGCAUGAUCAACCUACAGACCUCAGUCUCAGUGAGAGCUGUGCAUGAUCAACCUACAGAUCUCAGUCUCAGUGAGAGCUGUGCAUGAUCAACCUACAGACCUCAGUCUCAGUGAGAGCUGUGCGUGAUCAACCUACAGACCUCAGUCUCAGUGAGAGCUGUGCAUGAUCAACCUACAGACCUCAGUCUCAGUGAGAGCUGUGCAUGAUCAACCUACAGACCUCAGUCUCAGUGAGAGCUGUGCAUGAUCAACCUACAGACCUCAGUCUCAGUGAGAGCUGUGCAUGAUCAACCUACAGACCUCAGUCUCAGUGAGAGCUGUGCGUGAUCAACCUACAGACCUCAGUCUCAGUGAGAGCUGUGCAUGAUCAACCUACAGACCUCAGUCUCAGUGAGAGCUGUGCAUGAUCAACCUACAGACCUCAGUCUCAGUGAGAGCUGUGCAUGAUCAACCUACAGACCUCAGUCUCAGUGAGAGCUGUGCAUGAUCAACCUACAGACCUCAGUCUCAGUGAGAGCUGUGCAUGAUCAACCUACAGACCUCAGUCUCAGUGAGAGCUGUGCAUGAUCAACCUACAGACCUCAGUCUCAGUGAGAGCUGUGCAUGAUCAACCUACAGACCUCAGUCUCAGUGAGAGCUGUGCGUGAUCAACCUACAGACCUCAGUCUCAGUGAGAGCUGUGCAUGAUCAACCUAUAUACCUCAGUCUCAGUGAGAGCUGUGCGUGAUCAACCUACAGACCUCAGUCUCAGUGAGAGCUGUGUGUGAUCAACCUACAGACCUCAGUCUCAGUGAGAGCUGUGCAUGAUCAACCUACAGACCUCAGUCUCUCUAGCUAUAGACAGUAUACUUACAUGACCUCACCAUCAGCUCUGUGUGUCUGAUCGACCAAUCUCCAGACCAGAAACAGUGUACAUACAGUACAUCACCUAUGUAGUCUACAUAAGUCUACAUAGACCUACAUACACUGAAUGCACAAAACAUUAAGGUCACCUGCUAUUUCUGUGACAGACGGACCAGGUGAAAUCAGGUGAAAGCUAUGAUCCCUUAUUGAUGUCUUGUUAAAUCCCCUUGAAGG